This is a messenger RNA of Colletotrichum spaethianum, 345 nucleotides long. RefSeq lists its product as uncharacterized. Lineage: Eukaryota; Fungi; Ascomycota; Sordariomycetes; Glomerellales; Glomerellaceae. The record is from RefSeq and is a predicted model, not a curated record. The transcript has a single exon. Bases 1 to 345 code for a protein of 114 amino acids.
AUGUACUCGGCAAGGCCUUCCUUCGGCAACGAACUUCCCAACCUGCAUGAACCGCCCACCGCCCCCAAUGCCGCGCCAAGAGUGCACGUCACGCGUGAGACGUCCCGGUGCGGCGCCGACAGAAAAACCCUAAAUGCCUAUCAAUACCUCCCAAAGUACCUCGUUGCUAUAGGAUACAAGCUCAAGGGGCAAGCCUGCAUGCAACCCCAGGCCAGUGGGAACACAUCAGAUGAAGAAAACGCCGUGGGUGCCUGCACUAUGCGCUGCCAAAGUAUCUCUUUCACCGUUCAAACCAACGUCGCGCAGCGCAUGCAGGGUGGGAUGAGUCGUCUGGUUGCGACGUAA